Fraxinus pennsylvanica is the source of this 960-nucleotide messenger RNA. The record is from the annotation of a GenBank genome assembly. NCBI's taxonomy places the organism in Eukaryota, Viridiplantae, Streptophyta, Magnoliopsida, Lamiales, Oleaceae.
AUGGCUUCCAUUUUAUCAUACCCAUCAACCCUGUUCUCAUUUUCUCAGGUAAAAUCCCAUGUCAAGCUCCCGUAUCCAAGAAGCCAUUUUUCUUCACUCCCCGACAAGCAAAAAAUUAACAUAAAGGCAGAGUCUUUUCUUAUAUUUCCAUCUUUACCUCGUCCUGGCCUUAUCUGCCGUACCUCUUUAAUAAGGGCAUCAUCUAAUUCAAAUGAUAUUCUUAAAGCAAUUGAUAAGAAUGAAGAAAAAUCUUUUCUGGGUACUAAUGGAAAGCCAGUGAAAUUCCUUUUCUUGGUGUUGUUAUGGGCUUCUGUUUCCCUUAGUCUGUAUGCUUUGUCUGGGGAUGCUAAAGCUUCUACUGAUUCGAUUAGAGCUUCGGGCUUUGGGGUGAAGGUUGCUAAUGCACUGCGGGCUUCGGGCUGGCCUGAUGAGGCUGUUGUUUUUGCCUUGGCUACACUUCCUGUGAUUGAGCUUCGUGGGGCUAUUCCUGUUGGUUAUUGGUUGCAACUCAAGCCUGUAAUUUUAACUGUCUUGUCUGUUCUUGGAAACAUGGUUCCUGUACCCUUUAUUGUACUCUACCUCAAACCAUUUGCAACUUUUCUUGCUGCAAAGAAUCAGGCAGCUUCUAAAUUUCUUGACAUGUUAUUUGAGAAGGCCAAAGAGAAGGCAGGGCCUGUGGAAGAAUUUCAAUGGCUUGGUCUGAUGCUAUUUGUGGCUGUGCCAUUCCCUGGAACAGGAGCUUGGACAGGGGCCUUCAUUGCCUCUAUAUUGGACAUGCCAUUCUGGUCUGCCGUCUCGGCCAAUUUCCUUGGUGUUGUAUUGGCUGGCCUUCUGGUAAACUUGCUGGUUAACCUUGGACUCAAAUAUGCCACUGUAGCUGGUAUAAUUUUAUUUAUAAUCUCCAGUUUCAUGUGGAGCAUUCUUCGUUAUCUUAAAAAAUCUUUGAGCUCAUCAAUUUGA